GACCGCCAGUGACCCCGGAGCGCGAGUUGCCGCCGAAGGCUUGAGCUGAGGCCGGAUUCCGGACACUGACCACAGGCCGGAGCAUGGACACCCCGAGGCCGGCACACAACAUCGCCAACGGGCUGCAGAAUGGCUUUCACCCGGGGCCCAGCCGCCGCAGCCCGGAACAAGAGAACGAAUCCCCCGCCAAGAAAUGCCGCAUCCGCAGGAGGAUAGACUCGGGGAGAAAAAACAGACCCCCAUUCCCUUGGUUUGGGAUGGAUAUUGGUGGAACACUUGUCAAACUCGUGUAUUUUGAGCCAAAGGAUAUCACAGCUGAAGAAGAGCAGGAGGAAGUGGAGAAUCUGAAGAGCAUUAGGAAGUACCUUACCUCUAACAUAGCUUAUGGAAAAACAGGGAUUCGGGAUGUGCACCUGGAGCUGAAGAACUUGACCAUGUGUGGACGCAAGGGGAACUUGCAUUUUAUCCGCUUUCCAACACAUUCCAUGCCUAAAUUCAUCCAAAUGGGUAGAGACAAAAAUUUCUCUAGUUUGCAUACUACUAUGUGUGCAACAGGAGGUGGUGCCUACAAAUUUGAAGAUGAUUUCAGAAUGAUGGCUGACCUACAGCUCCACAAACUGGAUGAGUUGGACUGUUUAAUCCAAGGCCUUCUUUACAUUGAUUCCAUUGGGUACAAUGGUCAGUCUGAGUGCUACUAUUUUGAAAAACCCACUGACCCUGACCAGUGCCAGAAAAAACCAUACUGCCUCGAUAACCCUUACCCGAUGUUGCUGGUCAACAUAGGUUCAGGGGUCAGCAUCUUGGCUGUUUAUUCCAAAGAUAAUUACAAAAGGGUAACAGGAACCAGUCUUGGUGGAGGAACUUUCCUUGGCCUGUGUUGUCUCCUAACUGGAUGUGAAACCUUUGAAGAAGCUUUAGAAAUGGCAGCGAAAGGAGACAGCACUAAUGUAGAUAAACUCGUUAAGGAUAUUUAUGGAGGAGACUAUGAACGGUUUGGCUUAAGUGGAUGUGCAGUAGCUUCCAGCUUUGGUCACAUGAUGAGUAAGGAGAAACGGGAUUCCAUUAGUAAGGAAGACUUGGCCAGAGCGACUCUGGUCACUAUUACAAACAACAUUGGAUCCAUCGCUCGAAUGUGCGCAUUGAAUGAGAGCAUCGACAGGGUAGUGUUCGUUGGAAACUUCCUGAGAAUCAAUAUGGUCUCCAUGAAAUUACUGGCUUAUGCAAUGGAUUAUUGGUCCAAUGGGCAAUUGAAAGCCUUAUUCUUGGAACAUGAAGGUUAUUUUGGAGCUGUUGGUGCAUUGCUGGAAUUGCUGAAGAUGACAGAUGCAUACUGAGGUGCGGAGUAGGACACAGGAAUUGACAGAGGACGUGUAUUUUUAAAAGCUACUAUCCAGAAUUUAGUGCCAGAAUGGAACUUGUCUGAUGAAACAAUUAACUAUUUAGUUUUCAUAUCAGGUUAAGAAUAAAUCAUUUGCUUUACAGCAGCUACUGUUGUACUGCACUGAGACUCAUUUCGAAGGGAAGUUGAGUAAUCUAUUGUAUGUAAUGUAUAUAUUUUAAACAAUGUGCAAGAUAGCCAAAACCAACUGGUUUUAUGUAUUAAUAUUUGGAGAUAAUUUCUGUAUAAAUGUGUACUGUUCUGAAUUUUCUCUCCUGGGAUGUACUGCCUUGUGAAUGAUCAUACUGUAAUGAUUUAAGUAUUAUUUAUAAAUUACCUGGAAGUUUUUUUGCCAUUUCUCAUUUAAAACUACAAAGCUGGAGAUGAACCUGUCAUUUGUGUAGUGUGUUGAUUUUGUUGCCUUUGUAAAACUGUCCUACAUAUUUAUAAAAGAUGACCUUUCUUUGAACAUGCACAAGUAGUGACCAUGGCAGAUGUGCUGAUUAGACAUUCAUCUUAAAAGCCUAUGCUAAUAUUUUUUUAGAUGAAAGUGCUUGACUGGUCACAGCAAGAAGCUUCUUUGUGUACACACUGUCUUGGCUAUGCAAGUGAAGGUACCUUUCCACUAAUGUGGAAGUUUUGAAUAAUUUGUUCUUGUAUUUUUAAGAAAUGCCACUUCUUAAGAACUACUGUAUGAUGGAAAAUCCAUCAAUCUACAAAGCCUUGUACUGUGACAGUUCAUUGUCUGAUCUUUCAAAACUGUAUUUAAAAAAAAUUGCUAUCAUUGUACCAUGCAUUUUGAGAUAGAUGCCUCUAGUUAAUACUAAAUAUCUGAAGUAUGCAGUAUAUCUGAUCACUGAACAAGACCAUAAAAAUAGGAAAAUCUAAUGUGGGUACAUGUGUGUUAAGAAUUGGCUUUCUCAUGGAAUAUAUUUCACAUUCCAUUGAUAUCAUGAUAUUUCUGACACAUUGACUUUAGGUUUGAGGACUUUUUAAAAAAAAAUUAAUCACAUGAAAUGUCCUUCUUUGAGUUCCAUGAUGGCAGGUGGUUGAUUGACUUUGACUCUAAUAUUGUACAGAAUUUUAAUUGAAAUUUUAAUUAAUAUUCCACUGCAUAACAGAUUUUAACUGAACUCUUCACUUUAUGACUUGUGUGUAUUGAUCUAUUUAGUUUAAUUGAAGUCUUGCACUUUAAGUGCUGUUGUAACUAGUCAUCCUAUCUAUAUUUUGUUCUGUUUUACAUGUAUAUCCUAAAAGAAAUGUGACUAAGAGCACUACAAAUCAGCAUUGUUACAUUUUUAAAACAAAUUAUCAAGAUAUGCUAUGUGUCUACGGCUAGGAGCCAAUGUUGUAUGCAGUUCAUUCUUUGAAUGUGUUCCAUCUGCUUUUGCCUCCCAGAUAUUUUGCCAGUCCAAUUUGCAAAUUUUUCUUGACUAGAAGCUCGUAGCAAUCAACUCACUCUGCACCUGGUGCAGAGGGAGUGUGCACCCCACCCUAAUUUGGCCAUUUAUGGAAACUGGUUUCAUAUGUUUUAGCAGUGAACUAAUUCAGUACACCAGCAUUUAUCUAGUUGACUUUGAAAGAGUGAGCACUCUGAGAAAAGCUGAAACAGAUUAAGGUUAGUUGCUGAUUUAUAUAGUUUUUUUUAUUCGUGAAAUAUCACAGUUAGUCAUUAAGCUCUGAAGAAUGCCAUUCAAUCCAUGCUUCAAUAAAUAGAUCUUACCUAUCCUUAGUUGGCUUAUUGGAGAUGAUGAGUGUACUUCUGCUGCAGGCUCAGUGAUAUAGGUAUGCCCAUGGUGCUGUUAGGUAGGAAUUUUGAUCCAGCAACUGAAAGGAUGGCAAAAUAUUUUCAGUUAGAUUAGAGUGGAAUUGGAAGUGAUGGCAUUCGGUGCUUGUUCUCCUAGGUAUAGAUAAUGUAGGUUUGGAAGGUGCUGCAGCAGCCUUAGGUUGCUGCAAUACAACUUGCAGAUGGUACAUGGGAGUGAUGUUUAAAAUAUUGAUGGGGUGCCAAUCAACCUGGCAGUGUAGUUUUAGAAGAAUUUGAACUUGGGUGUUGGAGCUGCGUUCUUCCAGGAAAAUUGAAGGUAUUCCAUCACACUCCUGAUUUGUGCCUUCCGAUGGUGCAGACAUUUUAGGAGUCAGGAGGUGAGUUACUUGUAGAACUCUUCUCGCAAUUACAGUAUUUGCUGGCUGGCCUAUUACACUUUCUGGUCAAUGGUUAACCUCCCAGGGUAUUGAUGGGCAAUGUGAUGAUGCCAGUUGUCAAGUUGAUAUUGUAUAUCAAGGGGAGCUGGAGAUAGUUAUUUGUUGGAGAUAAUCAUUGUCCAGUGCUUGCAUUAGUGACUAUUAUUUACCCACUGAUCAGAACAACCUGAGUGUUGUUCAACUGUCCAAAUAAUGCAUGUAGGCAUGGACUGCUUCAUUAUCUGAGGAGUUGGAAACAGAACUGAACACUGCAGUCAUCAGCAGACGUUAUUUGAAAUUAUAACACUAGUUGAAAUAGUUUAACAGUAUGUGAUAUUGGUUCUUAGCCUGUUAUUUGUUGUUCUUAGUCUAUUUUAUUCUGUAUAAAAUUGAGUUGUAAAGUGUUUUAAUCCAAUUGGGGAAGUCCUCAAAAUUUGAAUUUUAAAAUAAAGACUUGAGGUAUGUCUGAUUUCAAA
Molecule: messenger RNA, 4038 nt
Organism: Rhincodon typus (whale shark)
Lineage: Eukaryota; Metazoa; Chordata; Chondrichthyes; Orectolobiformes; Rhincodontidae
Product: pantothenate kinase 1
Exons: 7
Coding region: 84-1334 (416 amino acids)
Biological process (GO): coenzyme A biosynthetic process
Cellular component (GO): nucleus; cytosol
Molecular function (GO): ATP binding; pantothenate kinase activity
Source: RefSeq, a predicted model, not a curated record